UUCAAGAGAAGUAUGCACAAAUAUUUCACAUUUUGAGGAAGCUGACUGAUUUAUUAGAAUCCGAAUUAUUAUCUUGUUUAACUGGUCGAGAGUUUGAGCUAUUCAAUCAUUACUUCGAAAUGCAACCCUUAGCUCAUUUUGUGAAUGACUUACCAUUCGUGUGCAGACUCUUAGAAUUGCUUCCUGAAAGGAUGUAUGAGAACGACGUAUUUGAAGAAUAUUAUGAAAAAUAUCUUUAUCUUUGUGGCGUUCCUCCACUGAUGUUACGUUCUUCAGAAGUGUUAACUUGUGCCAAAGAUUUAGAGGAGUUCUUUUCUGUUCUAGGUGGCCUAUUAUUCUACCUUAAGAAGGAAAAACAUAGAUCAAUUCUGCUAGAAUCAAUCAGUAACAUUUUAUCGAAGAAAAUUAAAUAUCCUCGAUGUUACGUUUCGUUAAGUAAAUUACAACAAGCAGCUGCUGAGAGCUUCCUUCCAAAGAUAAUUGGCAGAUUUUUGUCAUUUGCACCAGACGACAUGUACGAGAGACUUUUGAAUAUUAGUAUUUUGCUAGCGGAAGCUUCAAAUCUUGCUUGUUAUAAGAUGAUAGAAGAAGGCGCUGUAGAUUCCCUUUUGAUUCAUUUGGACCCUAGAUGUAAACUGGGUAAGGUCAAUAGUGCAGCAAUAACUAUCACAUCUGAUUUACAUCUGCGCCACUAUGAAGAAUCUUCUACCUUGAUUUGGUUGUUGUUGAAGAGUUUGAAGGGAUUGGGUAUAGAGAAAAGCAAUAAACUACCUCCCCCCUCUAGAUAUGCAUUUUGGAGUUUAAGAUUUGCGCUGAAAUACUUCUACAUGAAUAAGAGGUGCAGAAUUGAUCGUAAUAAUAUAGUGGCUAUACUUCUGAAAAUAGUUGAAGUAUUCCCAACUACAGAAUUUGUUCAAUCUGGUUUGGCUAAAGAUAUUAUCGAAUUAAAUUUAUUAGUAGAAACUGAUAACAUUCAAGAUUCAGAAUGGUCAGGAAUUCAAAUAACACCUUGUACGGAAGAUUUUGUUUUUGUUCGGUUAUUGUUGAUGUUUCUUUAUUACUUCAAUAGGACCGAAUAUUAUGGAGGAAUUCACUUUCUCAGGGAUACAAGUAUAAUUGGAUUAAAAAUGAAAUUGGUGAAUAACAGACAAUCAGUGAAAUGGCAUAAAGAUCAUCUUGGGAAAUUAAUAUCCAUUUUUGUGGGUGUUUUUGCACAGACUGCAUCGUUCACAGUAGAGGUAUUUCUUGCCGAAAAAGGAAUAAUAAAGUUUCAAGAGAUUCUUCUUGAGAAAGAACAUAAUAUAGAUGUCUAUCUCUCAUUACUGAGAUCGUUGAUUAUAAUGGGAAAAAUGGAUAAGAUCAAAUCACGAAUGAUACUAAAUCGUUUGUUAGACGUCAGAGCUCAGGUGACUUUAAUGGCAUAUUGUGAAAUGAUUCUUUCCAAAGAAGUGUUAGAUUCUAAAUACCAAUUGGCAGUUGCAUACUGCUUUGCGAUUUUAGAAAAAUUAUUCAAAAUAAAAAACAACUUGUCCAACAGAAGGUUAAUGGACCUUUCUAUUGAUUUCCUCAGAAGGAUCAGAUGCCCUUGGCAACAAGAUCCUUUCAUAAUACCACAAUUACCAAUCAUGAUAAUAUCAUGCUUAUGGAACAUCCUUCUAUGUGAUGAGCAAAAUUUGAAUACAUUCAUCCAAGAGGAGGGAAUUUACAUUUGCUUGGAUUUGGUAGAGAGUUGUGUCUGGCCUGUUAAAGUUGUUGCUCUCGGUUUACUUACUGAAGUUUGUGAAGAAUCCCUGGCUAUACCGUUUUUUGUUACAUGGAGAGGAAAGAAACAUCAAAAAAUUCUGUCCUUUUUGUUGGAAAUUUUUAGGGAAGAGAACCAAAUGUUGGGAACUAAGCAUACUGCAAGUGGACUCAUUGAAGAUGUAGAGUUACCGUUGAUGGGUAUUGAACAGUACAAAAAUAUAUGCGAUCCACAAAACACACUUGAAGCAAGUCCAGCUAUAUCUGAUGUAAUCGGAAGCUGCAGACCUAAGAUCUACGCAAUUUUAGAUAUGCUCACCUAUGUUCACAAAGAAGAAGUAAUGAUGGCUAAUGAAAUUUAUAAAAUGUGGGACGAGGACUUGAGCAUCCAGGAUCAAAUUACGAAGGUAGUUGCAGAAAAUUUUUUUGCUCUGAAAAUAGCGGAAGUUUGGAAUGAACUGCAAUGGCACUUUGAAAGAUGUGGAAUCAGACCAUUAGCAAAUGAUUAUGAGAUGCUCUCUUUGGUUCUGAAUAGAGCCAAAAAAUGGGGAACUUUCAUUCAAGAUACACAAAGGGAAAUUCUCAGAAAUAACAGAGAAAAUGAAAUGGUGAGAGAAAAUCUUUUUUAUAUGGAUCUCAGAGAGGCAAGACUUGGACAAACAUUAGGAGCUUGCAGUGAAUUAGAAUAUAUCGCAAGAUGUACAAGAGAAAUAUACAGAAUAAGAACAAAGAGGAAGCAUAAUUUGCAUCUGACAGAACAAACUUUUAAAAAAACAGAUCCUAAUAUACUUUAUCAUACAACAUUCAUGUAUGACAUUAUGGUUAAUCCCAUCUUUGAUCAAAUAUUGCAUAUUGCCAAUAUCAAUAAUACUCCAAUUAUACAUUCAGAGGGAAAGGGUAUUAUGACACCAAGAAUGAGAAAAGCAAUUCAAAAAUUCAAUAAGCCAAAAUUUGAAGAACUGCCUGUUACGGCAGAAGAUCAACUGUGGGGAUCAAUUGCUGCUGAAACUUGCUUGAAUAGAUAA
Harmonia axyridis is the source of this 2765-nucleotide messenger RNA. Its product is annotated as cilia- and flagella-associated protein 69-like. The transcript has 14 exons. Gene Ontology annotation, biological process: positive regulation of flagellated sperm motility. Bases 120 to 2765 code for a protein of 881 amino acids. The record is from RefSeq and is a predicted model, not a curated record. Gene Ontology annotation, cellular component: sperm midpiece; non-motile cilium. NCBI's taxonomy places the organism in Eukaryota, Metazoa, Arthropoda, Insecta, Coleoptera, Coccinellidae.